AUGGUGUUAGACGAGUCUACGCAAAGAGUGCUAUCAGAGCUUCGAAGGUCGCGAGGUGUAGUGAAGGCGUCUCUCACGCGCGUGCGGAAGUUCGUGGAUAAUUUUAAUCCAUUGGAGCAAGCUCUAUCCCUGUUAGAGUUUCGUCAGGAGGAGCUUCCUCGUAUUUGUAAGAAAUUCGAAGAUAUACAAGCGCAGUUAGAGCUUAUCGCCGAGGAUGCCGAGAAGGAGGAAGAAGAACGUGAUUGUUUUGAGACAGAAUACUUUGACCUUCGUUCAAGGAUCCAAGAAAUUAUAAAUGCAGCCAAGCCUCAGAGCUCGACGGCGCUAAAUUCUUCCUUCAGAACCACUGGAAGUAAUAAGCCAAAUUUAGCGCCCAUCGCAUUGCCGAGUUUUAAUGGUGAUAUAAAGCAUUGGGUAUCAUUUUAUGACGUAUAUCGCGUUAUGGUGCACGAUGAGGAUAUGUACUCACCAGCGCAGAAACUUAUGUAUUUGCGUUCAUGUUUGAAGGGACCAGCAUCGGAACUGGUGCAAUCAAUUCCUAUAAGCGAUAGCAAUUAUAAGGUUGUCAUAGAGCGAUUAAAACAAAGGUAUGAUAAUCGAAGUCUUGUGAUACAGGCCCACAUAAGGGAAUUAUUAAACAGUCCAAAGGUAGAAGCACCGUCAGCCAAAGCACUUCAAGCACUCCAUGCUCAUGUGUGUACCCACGUUGCUGCACUCCAGGCAUUACAUCAACCCGUCGAACAAUGGGAUGCUUGGCUGGUGACCAUUAUUGCUUCAUGCAUGGAUGGUGCGACUGCACAGGAUUGGGAAUUACGAAGAAUCAAUAAUGACUUACCAAAAUACGAAGACCUCGAAAGGUUUCUUUCAAUUCGUGUUAAUGCGUUUGAGAAUUCAGAGGCGUGUAUGAGGAAAUCAAUAAUUGUUCCCAGCAGUAAUGAUGCUUCAAAAAAAUCUUUUAGCACAAAAAAAAGUUUGGCUGUAACGGAAGGAAGUGUUAGAUGUCCGCAAUGCUCGGGUAGUCAUCAAUUGUUUAGGUGUGACAAGUUCAAGGCUGCAACAGUGAGUAACAGAUUAACGUUGGUUCGAGAAUCACGUCGAGGUCACCAAAAUGUACGGGCCGGGUACGGACAAUAA
Molecule: messenger RNA, 1134 nt
Organism: Aphis gossypii (cotton aphid)
Lineage: Eukaryota; Metazoa; Arthropoda; Insecta; Hemiptera; Aphididae
Exons: 1
Coding region: 1-1134 (377 amino acids)
Source: RefSeq, a predicted model, not a curated record